ACUCUUCUCUCAUCCAAAUUAACUUUCUGGGUCACCGCGCAUUGGAAUGCCAAGCCCAGCAGUUGAAUCAAUAGGUCUAUUUCUAUUGAAUGAUAGCUCUACGUACUUCAAUUUACACCAAUAGUCAUGCUAAGUGGCCUUAGGUUUUGGUUUCCGCUCCAAUGUUCUCUUUGCAUAGGGUAUGCUUUCCCAGGACAAAUGAGUUUCCUAAGAGAACAGCCAAACCAAUCAGAUUUUGGCUGUUCAGAGCAUAACGUGGGACGAAAAUGUGACAGCAAUAACAGAAACAAUAUAUCGAACAAGAACUCCUUGAAUAGUAGCGGGAUACAUCGGAUACAUCGAAAAUGUGCUCUCUAGAUUGCAUUGCCUAUAUAGGGGAUUUCCAAUAUGGUGAACAGGAUCAUUCACAUGACGCUCUGAAUGUUUCACUCGGAUAAAUGGUGAACCCGAAUACU
Messenger RNA from Aspergillus neoniger CBS 115656, 455 nucleotides. RefSeq lists its product as uncharacterized. Lineage: Eukaryota; Fungi; Ascomycota; Eurotiomycetes; Eurotiales; Aspergillaceae. Bases 127 to 357 code for a protein of 76 amino acids. The transcript has a single exon. The record is from RefSeq and is a predicted model, not a curated record.